Molecule: messenger RNA, 2953 nt
Organism: Choloepus didactylus (southern two-toed sloth)
Lineage: Eukaryota; Metazoa; Chordata; Mammalia; Pilosa; Megalonychidae
Exons: 2
Coding region: 1145-1768 (207 amino acids)
Source: RefSeq, a predicted model, not a curated record
AUAUUAUUCAGCCAGAAAAAGGAAUGGAGUUCUGACUAAUAGACAUGGAUGAACCUUGAAAACAUCAUGCCGGGUGAAAGAAGCCAGACACAACAGGCUACAUAUUAUAUGAUUUCAUCUACAGGAAAUGUCCACAGUAGGGAAAUCUCUAGAGACAGGAGAUUGAUGGUUCCCAGAACACCAGGGACUGGGUGGGUGGGGUGUAUGUGCAGGGAUGGGGAGUGACGACUUGGAGAUAGGGGCUUUCUUUUGGGAGUGAGGAAAUGUUCUAAAAUUGAUUCGGCGAUGGUUGUACAACUCUGUGAAUAUAGUAAAAAAAAAACCCACUGACUUCUAUACCCUAAGCGGGUGAAUUGUAUGCUAGGUGCAUUACCAUGCAAUAAAUCUGUUAUAAAAAAAUACCAGCUGGCCCCCCAGCUCUAAUGCUGACAGGAGGUGAGGAAGAGGACUCAGGAACUUACUGAUGGGAGAGUGAACAAAUAUCAGUGUCCUUCUCUUGAAAUGACCUUGAGAAGCACCUCUGUAGAGUCUCUAUUCCCCCUUCCGGCCUCAGCUUCCACGUUACACCCUGCUUCCCUGCACCCCCCACCCCAGAACUGCCUCCCCUUUGUCACUUUGUCUUGUGUCUCAAUCCCUUGUUUCAUUCCCUCGUAGCUCUCAGCACAGCUUGGACUUCUGUGCCUGUGGCCCUGAUUUGGCCUGUGCGUUCCACCGGGGCAGGGCUUGAUUGUCUAUUCUAGGUCUAUUCUAGCACCUUCUAGGUGCUCGGUGCUCAGUGCUCGGCCAGUGUCCCUGGAGCGACUGAGCAGGUGUAGGUCAAUUCAGCUGGGGGAGCGGGACCUUCUGAGCAAGGCUCGGUGCCGGGGACAGGGUGGGGGGAAGAGGCGGAGAUGGGGUGUCUCCCAGCCUGCAGCUUUCCUUCUCUCCAGGACCCAGUUCCAGGAGAAAGUCUUCUGAGAGGAAGCCUACGGGCUGGGCUGUCGGGGAGGAGGCGCGGCGGGAGGGGAGGAAGUCUGCAGCAGGGCCUGCACCUCAGAAUGCAGCUGAUUCACCCCGGGCGGGAGCCCCGUGGUGGAAGGCUGCGUUCCAGGGGGAGAGGGACGUCCCUGCAAGCAGGUGCCUGUUCUGAAGUUCAAACGAGACGAUGGAGCUGUUCCAGGAGGAGAGCGAGAGGGGCCCGCACCCCACACGUACCCCUACACCACCACCCCCAGGGACCCAGGUGGCAUCUGGGGACAGGCGCUCAGGAACUCAUUUCGUCACCCCUGAAAUCUGCUGGGAUUCUGUGAAGGAUCGAAUGCGAGAGUGUGGCGGAUCCCUUCCAGCAGCCCGGCCCAGACAGCAGGAUGCUCCCGGGCCCCCUUUCCCUUCCCAUCCGGGUCCCAUGCGCCCUGCCUGGGGGGCCGGAGGGACCCCGGGUGGGGGCAGGGCACGGGCAGCAGCCUCUUUCUCUUCUCCAGGGAGUUUCCUACUAUUUCACUUGUCCCGGGAGGGUGAGGGGCUCCCGGGGCAGAUGGGGGAGGCAGGAAGGGCUGGGAAGGGCUGCAGGGAGAGCUUGCUUCCCAGCCCGGUGGCCUCCACCGCCGGGCUACAGGCUCAGGCCUGCCCCUGGAAGUCGCCUUCCCGGCCCCUCAGCUCCCCUUGGGGCUCCUGGAGGAGGGGGAGGGGCCUGGGGUUCUCUGUCCCUUCCAUGCUGCCCAGUGAGGGUGCCUGCUCAUUGUACACUGAGUGUGUGUGGCAGGGGGGUCCCCUGAAUCAGUCUUGCUGAUCGUAUAUAUUCUGCCUCCUGGAACCUGGGGGUAGGGGAGAAGAGGAAGAGGGUGCUCCCCGGAACUUGGGGGUCCUCCAAAGAGGACAUGCCAUGUACCUAGACUCAGAGCCUCUCUGAGGGCCUUGGCAGAAUCUCGGAGCAUCUGGGAGGGUGGGCAGCAUAUUUGAAGCUUUUGCAGCUAUUUGUUAACUGAGGUAAAGCCCCUCCGAGAAUUUGCUGGGGUCCCUGGGCUCAGCUCCCUCCACCCAGCCGGCCCUGCUCUGUGCUCUCACCUCGGAGCCACCAUGGCUUCCCGGGACACGGACCCUGCCCCCUGCCAAACACCCCAAGUCCUCCAACUCUGGGCUCAAACCUCUGCGCAGCCUUUCCAGCCGGCCGUGGUGGUUCUCGUGUGGGAGGCCGCGGGCUCCACACUUGCCUGCGGAGCUUGGUCGGGGCCCUGCUGCCCACGGGAGCUCCAGGCCCCUCCAACGACAGGCCAGUCGGUGCCUCCUGGUGGACGUCCAGCAGCCCGUCCAGUUCUGCGGCCCUGAGCCCUCCCUGGGGCCUCUGUCCCUGGACUCUGUCAGGACCAACUGCACAGUCUGGUGGGGAAGUGCGAAGUCCUGCUAUCAGACAAACCUGGGAUCAACUCACCGUUGCCACUUGCUGGCUGUGUGGCCUUUGGGCAAGUUUUCAAAACUUUUUGACCCUCUGUUUCUUCUUCUGGAAACUGAGAAUUUCAGCAAAAGUACCUACCUAAUGGUUAGUCUCAUGUGUCAACUUGGCUAUUGUACCGUUAAUCGAACAUGAAGCUCAGUGUUGCUGGGAAGGUAUUUUCUAGACGUGGUUAACAUCUGCAAUCAGCUGCCUUUAAGUAAAGGAAAUUACCCUUGAUAAGGAGGGGCGGGGGUGGGGCUCAUCCAAUCACCUGAAGGCCUCACCAGCAAAAACUGAGGUUUCCUGGAGAAGACGAAGUCGCGCCUCAACACAGCAGCAUCCGCUCUGGCCUGAGUUUCCAGCCUGCCAGCCUCCCCUAUGGAUUUCAGACUUCCCAACUCUCACAACUGCAUGAGCCAGCUCCUUCAAAUAAAUCUCUUCAUGUCUGUGGACAUGCAUGUGUGUGUGUGUGUGCAUGUGUGCAUGUGAAUGUAUAUAUGUGUGUGUGCCUCCUGUUUAGUAUAUGCAUAUAUGUGCAUGUGU